GAGCUUUCUCCCAUACCUUGUGUCAUGUGUCAACAGAACAAUGUGCAGUGUCGACGGUACAAGCCUGGUAUUUGUGACUCUGUGACAGCGUGUAGCUUCUGUAAGCAGCGAUCGGUGUCAUGCUCUCACUCGGUAGGCUUCGCCGUGAUGAAGAGCCCGUAUCACUGUCCUAACUAUGGAGUAGCAGAUAAAGAAUGAUGCCCCAAAGCCACAGCGUCGUACUUCAGUCUCUAUGCAGCAUCCACCACAGACUCCAGAAAGCAUACACAUGCAGCAGCUCCGUCCCACUUCUAGUCCGCACGGUACUCCAAUAGCCGGGCCUUCAUCGACGAGCAGCAGCCUUUUCACCCCGGGCGCCCCGCAAAUGCUAUCUUCGGCUCCUACAGCAAGCCCGCAACUCCUCGAUACCUGCGUGAAUCGCAUGCUGGAGCUUCAGAAGCGCAUGCUUCAAUUUGGCAACGAUCUGAGGAGUCCGACGCCUGACAUGGACUCUUUACAGAAGGAACAGCGCGCCCAGAGUGCCGAGGUUGCCGCUCUUAUGGCACUUCUGUUAGCUGAGCGCGCAAGAUGACUCGUGAAGAGAAAUCUGAUCAACACCACGUGAGUUCCUUCCUCCACCAUCACAGCAACCUUUUAUGAUGAGCGUAUUCUUUUCAGUUCUGCUUCUGAAACUUAAUGAAGAAAUUCAUACCAAGCUUACCAUGUCUGAUAUUAACCCUCGUUGACAAUAUCUUUAUUAUUAAUCUUGACGAGUAUGUGGCUGACAAAAUUUGCUUAUACAGAAUGAGCCCCCAAGUCGAC
Molecule: messenger RNA, 801 nt
Organism: Pseudovirgaria hyperparasitica
Lineage: Eukaryota; Fungi; Ascomycota; Dothideomycetes; Acrospermales; Acrospermaceae
Exons: 1
Coding region: 233-571 (112 amino acids)
Source: RefSeq, a predicted model, not a curated record